Molecule: messenger RNA, 1332 nt
Organism: Aricia agestis (brown argus)
Lineage: Eukaryota; Metazoa; Arthropoda; Insecta; Lepidoptera; Lycaenidae
Gene: Gasp
Product: protein obstructor-E
Exons: 5
Coding region: 52-762 (236 amino acids)
Cellular component (GO): extracellular region
Molecular function (GO): chitin binding
Source: RefSeq, a predicted model, not a curated record
CCCGCCCGCAGUGUGUGUUAGGUCGUUACAGUGUCCACUACUCCUGUGAAUAUGAAUACGAGGUGUUUGUUAGUGCUAGCGGCCGCUCUCGGCGUGGCGGUUGCCCAGGAGUCCUUCAAAUGUCCCGAUGACUUCGGCUUCUACCCACACCACAUCUCCUGCGACAAAUACUGGAAGUGCGACAACGGUGUCGCGGAGCUCAAGACGUGCGGAAACGGUCUCGCCUUCGACGCCUCAGACAGCAAAUACCUGACAGAGAACUGCGACUACCUACACAACGUUGAGUGCGGUGACAGAACACAACUCGAGCCACCAAUCUCAACUCCCCACUGCGACAGGCUGUACGGUAUCUUUGCCGACCCCGCCAAGUGCGACGUGUUCUGGAACUGCUGGGGUGGUGAGGCAUCCCGCUACCAGUGCAGCCCCGGACUCGCCUACGACAGGGAAGCCCGCGUCUGCAUGUGGGCCGACCAGGUCCCAGAGUGCAGAAAUGAAGAGGUCGCCAACGGUUUCUCUUGCCCCGCCCCCGGUGAGGUGUCCAACGCUGGAUCCUUCAGCCGUCACGCCCAUCCCGAGGACUGCCGCAAAUACUACAUCUGCAUGGAGGGAGUCGCCCGCGAGUACGGAUGCCCACUCGCCACCGUCUUCAAAAUCGGUGAUGCCGACGGCACCGGCAACUGCGAGGACCCCGAAGACGUUCCCGGAUGCGAAGACUACUAUGGUGACGUGGACUUAAAAGCGCUCAAGAAAAUGGGAUUCUGAAUGUCAAGGAGCGACUCUAAGGACAGAUUAAAAUUAAAUCCUUACGUCUUAUUAAAAAAAUAAGCCUCUUCAGAAUAUUUGCAGAAUAUGAGCCAAAAUCAGAACUAGCAGUCACAGAAUAAUCCACCAAUUAAAAUAUGCUCUCUUCUUCAGUUGAUUUUCCAUCCAUUUUUUUUUGGUUUAGUCAACUUAAAUGAUGAUCAAUGCCUAAUUUAAAUAUAUUAACAUCAUCAUAGAAACACAAAAAUCAAUCAGUCAUUUUACAAAGUGUCUCUCAGAGUACUUUACAUUGGUCUGUCUGAAGAGGCGCUCAUAUGAGGACUGAAAGUCUCUUAACCAAAAUCAUUAAUCUUUGACACUGCACCGCAUGACGCCAUAUUGGUCUACAAGUACGAUCGAAGACAAAUCCGGUCUACCACUUUUCGACUCUCUUCGGUUUAAAAGUGGUACAUCAGAUCUGUCGGCAUCUGUAUGGCGUCGGUGCCCUGUCGAAAACAAAUAUUUAGUCAUAAUCUAGAGAUAAGCGUAGGUUAUUUUUAUAUAAAUGUAAAUAAACAUUUUUAAUAUAAA